This is a messenger RNA of Carassius carassius (crucian carp), 1464 nucleotides long. RefSeq names its product gastrula zinc finger protein XlCGF57.1-like. Lineage: Eukaryota; Metazoa; Chordata; Actinopteri; Cypriniformes; Cyprinidae. The transcript has a single exon. The record is from RefSeq and is a predicted model, not a curated record. Bases 52 to 1464 code for a protein of 470 amino acids.
GUUUCAAUUAAUUUUUAUCUUUAUUUUGAUUUAAUUUUAGGCCUGACGAAAAUGAAAGAAGAAAGACGAGAUCUGAAAGCGGUGGAUCAGAAAUAUCAGGAACAGAAAGCUCCUGAUGUCUAUGAAGAAAAAUCUGCGAGUUCCAGCAUUAAAACAACAGAAGUCAAGAGGCCCUUCAGCUGCUCUCAGUGUGGAAGGAGUUUUACACAGAAAGCACACCUUAAGAAGCAUUUGGUAUCUCACACUUCAGAAAAACCUUUCGGCUGCUCUCAGUGUGGAAACACUUUCUCAUGUAAAGCAAGCCUUAAUAGGCACAUGUUAAUUCAUGCUGGAAUAAAGUCUUUCAUCUGCUCUCAGUGUGGAAAGGGUUUUACACAGAAAGCACACCUUAAGAAGCAUUUGGUAUCUCACACUUCAGAAAAACCCUUUGGCUGCUCUCAGUGUGGAAACACUUUCUGGAGUAAAGAAAGCCUUAAGAAGCACAUGUUAAUUCAUGCUGGGAUAAAGCCGUUCUCCUGCUCUCAAUGUGGAAAGUGUUUUAGAAAGAAAUCAUGCCUUAAUAGGCACAUUUUAAUUCAUACUGGGAUAAAGCCUUUUAGCUGUUCUCAGUGUGGAAAGAGUUUUACACUGAAAGCACACCUUAAGAAGCAUUUGGUAUCUCACACUUCAGAAAAACCCUUUGGCUGCUCUCAGUGUGGAAACACUUUCUGGAGUAAAGAAAGCCUUAAGAAGCACAUGUUAAUUCAUGCUGGGAUAAAGCCGUUCUCCUGCUCUCAGUGUGGAAAGUGUUUUAGAAAGAAAUCAUGCCUUAAUAGGCACAUGUUAAUUCAUACUGGAAUAAAGUCUUUCAGCUGCUCUCAGUGUGGAAAGGGUUUUAGACAGAAAGCACACCUUAAGAAGCAUUUGGUAUCUCACACUUCAGAAAAACCCUUUGGCUGCUCUCAGUGUGGAAACACUUUCUGGAGUAAAGAAAGCCUUAAGAAGCACAUGUUAAUUCAUGCUGGGAUAAAGCCGUUCUCCUGCUCUCAGUGUGGAAAGUGUUUUAGAAAGAAAUCAUGCCUUAAUAGGCACAUGUUAAGUCAUGCUGGAAUAAAGUCUUUCAGCUGCACUCAGUGUGGAAAGGGUUUUACACAGAAAGCACACCUUAAGAAGCAUUUGGUAUCUCACACUUCAGAAAAACCCUUUGGCUGCUCUCAGUGUGGAAACACUUUCUGGUGUAAAGAAAGCCUUAAGAAGCACAUGUUAAUUCAUGCUGGGAUAAAGCCGUUCUCCUGCUCUCAGUGUGGAAAGUGUUUUAGAAAGAAAUCAUGCCUUAAUAGGCACAUGUUUAUUCAUACUGGGAUAAAGCCUUUUACCUGCUCUCAGUGUGGAAAGGGUUUUACACAGAAAGCACACCUUAAGAAGCAUUUGGUAUCUCAGACUUCAGAAAAACCCUUUGGCUGCUCUCAGUGUGGAAACACUUAA